AAACAGACGCCAUUUUGCAAGCGUCACUUGGCGGCGUGUGGAGUUUCCGCGUUUAUUAUCAAUAAUACGUCCACACAAAACAUAAUAUUGUUUUGUUUUUGUGUAAUAUGUCGUAUCAGUCUAGUGUAGCGCAGGAUACUUUAGCUGCGGCACAGUUGGAAAUGGCCGGUAACCCUAAUGCUUUGGCCUUGCGUCGGCCGUUUGACCCGGUGGCACAUGAUCUAGAAGCUAGUUUUCGUUUGACGCGGUUCGCUGAUCUCAAAGGAAGAAGCUGCAAAGUACCUCAAGAUGUGCUUGGAAAACUCGUCGAGUCGCUGCAACAGGACUACUCGCAGCAGGAUGACCAGUUCAUGCAUGUGGCGAUCCCACGCAUCGGCAUCGGUUUGGACUGCUCGGUAACGCCGCUUAGACACGGUGGGCUAUGUUUGGUGCAAACUACUGACUUUUUCUAUCCCCUCGUUGACGACCCCUACAUGAUGGGGAAAAUAGCGUGCGCAAACGUACUGAGCGAUUUGUAUGCCAUGGGUGUCACUGAAUGCGACAAUAUGCUAAUGUUACUAGGCGUCUCCACGAAGAUGACUGAAAAGGAACGUGACGUGGUCAUUCCCUUAAUCAUGCGAGGAUUUAAAGAUUCUGCCCUGGAAGCUGGCACUUCUGUCACUGGUGGCCAAACUGUCAUCAACCCUUGGUGCACUAUUGGAGGGGUUGCCACCACUAUUUGUCAACCAAAUGAGUACAUUGUUCCCGAUAAUGCUGUGAUGGGUGAUGUACUUGUGCUCACCAAGCCUUUAGGUACCCAAGUUGCAGUGAAUGCUCAUCAAUGGCUUGACCAGCCAGAGCGUUGGAACCGCAUCAAGUUGGUAGUGUCUGAAGAGGAUGUUCGCAAAGCUUACCAUCGCGCCAUGGACUCUAUGAGCAGACUCAACCGAAUUGCAGCUCGCCUAAUGCACAAGUACAAUGCUCAUGGCUCAACUGAUGUGACAGGAUUUGGUCUUCUUGGACAUGCACAGAAUUUGGCUUCUCAUCAAAAGAAUGAAGUGUCAUUUGUAAUCCAUAAUCUGCCUGUUAUUGCAAAGAUGGCAGCUGUAGCUAAGGCAUGUGGAAACAUGUUCCAGUUGCUUCAAGGUCAUGCCCCUGAGACCUCUGGUGGACUGCUCAUCUGCUUGCCUCGAGAGCAGGCUGCUGCCUACUGCAAGGACAUUGAGAAGCAAGAAGGAUACCAAGCCUGGAUCAUUGGUAUUGUUGAAAAGGGCAACCGCACCGCCCGUAUCAUUGACAAACCACGAGUCAUUGAAGUACCUGCUAAAGACUAGGUUGACUUGACAUAUACAUUAAAACUUAAAUAAUUUUAAUUACGACUUCAGAGCUGGAUAAAUCUUUAAAUUUUAUUUUAAACUAAUUUCUUAACACUAGAAAAAAUGAAUUUGUUUAUAGCUGUUUCUGAAGAUAAUCAACAGCAGUACUAUGGUAAAAUCAGUGUAAGAAAGCUUUUAAAAACUUAAUCUAGUGAUUGGUGUUUAUAAUUAUGUUAAGGUUCACUAUUAAAAUAAGAGAACAAUUCCAUUAGGUACCCAGUUAACCUAAAAAUUGUUUGCAGCUUGUUUUAAGGAAAACUUUUCUGCAAAUUGUGAGAUACAUAAGUAUAAUAAUUAUUAGAAUAAAGUUAUUUUUCAGUCAA
Molecule: messenger RNA, 1678 nt
Organism: Pectinophora gossypiella (pink bollworm)
Lineage: Eukaryota; Metazoa; Arthropoda; Insecta; Lepidoptera; Gelechiidae
Gene: Sps1
Product: inactive selenide, water dikinase-like protein
Exons: 1
Coding region: 108-1313 (401 amino acids)
Biological process (GO): L-selenocysteine biosynthetic process
Cellular component (GO): cytoplasm
Molecular function (GO): selenide, water dikinase activity; ATP binding
Source: RefSeq, a predicted model, not a curated record